Molecule: messenger RNA, 3621 nt
Organism: Lottia gigantea (owl limpet)
Lineage: Eukaryota; Metazoa; Mollusca; Gastropoda; Lottiidae
Exons: 24
Coding region: 1-3621 (1206 amino acids)
Biological process (GO): cortical actin cytoskeleton organization; actin filament network formation
Cellular component (GO): cytoplasm; cytoskeleton
Molecular function (GO): actin filament binding
Source: RefSeq, a predicted model, not a curated record
AUGGCGACUUUUACCUGCCGAAUACAAUAUUUAGAUGAUAGGGAUCCAUUUUCUAAUACUAAUUUUCCUGAACCGACUAGACCGCCAUGUUAUACCUUUUUAACGGCCCAGCUUUUAAUCAACCAAGUAGCUGGAGCACAUAAAUUAUUGAAAGCUCCACACCAGCUAGAGGAUUGUGCCUUACAAAUUUAUCGCUAUCACAGUGGAGCUGCACAAGGUGAAUUCGGAACAUAUUUGGAUUUAGAAUCGAGUAUAGAUGAACAGGCUGAGGAUCUCGAAGGUUUCCAAGCAGAGAGAAAGAAUACUCUUAUUUUAAGAACACAGUUGACAGUGAGAGUUCAUGCUAUAAUAGAGAAAUUAUUAAAUUCAAGUGGAAGAGAUUUAAGAAGAGCCUUGUUUUCAUUAAAACAGAUCUUUCAGGAGGAUAAAGAUUUAGUUCAUGAGUUUGUAAAUAAUGAUGGUUUGGAUUGUCUUAUUAAAGUUGGGGCAGAUGCUGAACAAGGCUAUCAAAAUUAUAUACUUCGAGCCUUGGGACAGGUUAUGCUGUACAUUGAUGGAAUGGAAGGGGUCAUCAGACACAAUGCUACCAUACAGUGGUUAUAUUCACUUUUGGCUGCAAAGGGUCGGCUAGUUAUUAAAACAGCAUUAAAGUUAUUACUAGUGUUUGUAGAAUAUACAGAAUCUAACACUACUCAGUUAUUAAAAGCUAUAGCUGCUGUAGAUUGUAAAAGAGGAGGUCGUCCAUGGAUUAAUAUUAUCAAUAUUUUGGAUGAAAAAGAUGGAAGUGAUUCGGAAUUGUUGGUUUAUGCCAUGACUCUUGUCAAUAAGGUUCUAGGUGCUGUUCCUGACCAAGAUACUUUCUAUGACAUUGCGGAUGCUCUAGAAGAAUUGGGUAUGGAAAGAAUAACACAGAAACAUAUGACUAAAAAUGGAGCUGAUUUAGAUCUUCUUGCCCAGUUCCAGUUAUAUGAUUCUGCCUUGAAGUGCGAGGAUGGAGAAAGUCAGAAAAUUGGACCAACAGAACACCUCAGUGAUGAUGUACAGAGAAAGAGUCGAAGAAGUCUUGGAUCUGGCCAACAGAAAAUGUCGAAAUCUCUAAGCACACCAAUCUUACCUCCAACAGAGGAGAAAUUUCCUCCACCUCGAACUAGGAACAACAGAAGAUCUUUACCAGCCGAUAUGCAACAACCAGAACAGUUCAAUGGUGGUCAAUGUAAUAAAGCAUGUUUAUUAACAGAUUCUAACGUGACUAGAAGAGACAGACGUGAACGCCAACGAAAUUUAAUCAAAGAACAGCAACAAUUUGUAGGUUUAUCGCGAACUAAUUACCCUAAUAAACAAGAGAUGGGAAUGAAUCAGUUAAAUGAGUCUGGAUAUCAGAGUUUUGAUCAGAAUUCUCUUGAUUCUCGUAACAACACCAUUAAUGACAGUCAUAAUCGUAAACUGAUGGACAAUAAUCGAUUUAAUCAAUCACGAGAUGACCGAUUUGAUAAUAACCGAUUACGAAAUCACGAGGAACAGUUCAACGGUCAGGUACCGCCCAAUAAAAAACCAGGAUUUAAUUUACAUAAAGAAGGGACAGUGUCUGAUGUGAAAAAUCGGUUCGCGAAUAAAGGUGAGGAAUUGAAAAUUCCGUUAGAAACUGGCCAUCCCAGGGGUGACUCUACUGGGUUGAUCGGAAAAGCUAAGGAUGGGUUAAACAAAAAUUCUGCUCCUGGUCAAAAACAAGCAGAACCGUUAGUUCAAAAGGUACCAGAACCGAAAAAGACUGAGAGUGAUAUGCAAUGGGAGAGAAUUGCCAGACGGUUAAAAAGACCUCUGAAAUUAAAAGAUAUGGAUUUCACUGACUUGAAAGAUGAAGAUGAUCAAGAUCUGUUCGAACCCCCUAAGAUGGAAAUUGAAGGUAUUCCCCUACCCCCUGGAGGAAUGCCCCCACCACCGCCUCCAAUGGGAGGAAUGCCCCCUCCACCACCUCUUCCACCUGGAAUGGGUCCCCCACCCCCACCACCUCCCGGGUUAGGAGUUCCCCCACCGCCUGGUUGCCCAUCUCCAACUCCACAAAUAACUGGUCCACCUCCCCCUGGGGCUAAUCUACCAAAAAAUAAGAAAACAAUCAAAGUUCAUUGGAAGACUGUUCCUGGAGAUCCCACUAUUAAUGGUUCUAAAAUGGAUACCAUCUGGAAAGAGUUGGCACCAUUUAAACUGGAUGUUGAAAAGUUGGAGCAUUUGUUCGAAACCAGAACUACAGAGAUGAAACCUAAGAAAGUUGAUACUUCUGGUAAAAAGGAAAUCACAGUUUUAGAUCCUAAACGAUCCAACGCCAUCAACAUCAGUUUAACAGUAUUACCACCUCCUAGAACCAUCAAGGCAGCCAUCUUGAAAAUGGAUAACUCUAUCAUGAAUAAGGAGAGCAUUGAGAAAAUCUUGAGUAAAUUAUUACCAACUGAAGAAGAGAAACAGUUAAUAUUAGAUGCUCAGAUAGCUAAUCCAGAUAUACCACUUGGUACAGCUGAACAGUUCUUGUUGACCUUAUCAUCUAUUAAUGAACUGUACGCUAGACUUCGUCUCUGGUUAUUUAAACUUGAAUAUGAACAGUUAGAACAGGAAGUAUCAGAGCCUUUGAUGGAUUUAAAGAAAGGAAUAGAAGAAUUAUUGGUUAAUAAAACAUUUAAAUAUAUUGUAUCAGCUUUACUUGGUAUUGGUAACUUUUUAAAUCAAAGUCAGGCUAGAGGUUUCAGUUUAGAAUUCUUAACCAAAGUGCCAGAAGUUAAAGACACAGUUCAUAAACAUUCAUUAUUACAUCAUCUAUGUAUUAUGAUAUUAGAACAAUUUCCAGGAACCAGUGAUUUAUACUCAGAGAUUGGUCCUAUUACCAGAUGUUCUAGGGUUGAUUGGGAGGAAUUGGAAGUGAAAUUAACAAAAAUGGAGAGAGAUUGUAAAGCAUCAUGGGAUUAUUUACGUGCUAUUGUAAAACAUGAUGGUGCUUCUUCAGAAUUCAAGGGAAAAAUGUUAGUGUUUUUAGCUGAUGCUGCUGAAAGAAUCAUGAUUUUACAAAUCAUUUAUAAACGGGUCAUUAAUAGAUACCACAAACUACUGUUGUUUAUGGGGUUACCUGUGUAUGCUGCUAGGGAACAGAGAAUUAACUCAUUCUGUAAAAUAAUCAGUGAAUUUGCUCUAGAAUAUCGUACAACUAGAGAUAAAGUCAUACAACAACAGUUAAAGAAAGCUAAUCAGAGAGAACGAAAGAAGACAAGGGGUAAAAUGAUCAGUGAGACUGAGAAUUUCUCUAAAUCAAAGGACGGUAAGAAUGAUGAUGCAUUAAAAGCAGUAUUAAAGAAUGGUUAUGCUAGUUGUGAUGAAAGAGGUUUGCCUGGUCAGAGAAUACGAAGAAAACAUGAUGCCAAGAAUUUGGGUGCCUCUAAGUCAAGUUUAACGACUGAUUCAGAGAUGUAUGAUACUGGUGAGGAUGAACUAUUGGAAGCUUGUGUUCGUACAGCUACUGGUCAAACAGGUCGAGCACCAAGAGAAAGACGACGAUCUCGCAGUAAUCGUAAAUCCUUACGUAGAACAUUAAAAGGUGGAUUGACUGUUGCUGAAGCCAGUGUGGUUGCUAGUUAUUAG